AUGGCUAAGCUCAUCCUCGUUUUCGUAAGUCUUGCCCUCUGCGUCCUCUUAGCCAACGCUUCCAUCUACCGCACAGUAGUUGAGUUCGAGGAAGACGAUGGCAUCAGCAACAGAAGGGGUCAGCAACAAGGUAAGUGCCAGAGGGAGUUUAUGCAGCACCAGCAGCUAAGAGGUUGCAAGCAAUGGAUCCGGCAACGAGCUCAACAAGGAAGAAUCGGAUACGAAGCAGAUGACUUUGAGCUCGUUCUUCAUGUUGAUCUUGAAGACGAUGAGAACCCAAUGCCUCGUCCUCAUCAACCAGCUCUUAGAAUGUGUUGUAAUGAGCUACGACAAGUGGAAAAGAUGUGUGUGUGUCCUACACUGAGACAGGCUGCUCAACAAGUUGGAUUCCAAGGAAGGCAUGGACCACAACAGGUGCAACAUAUGUUUCAAACUGCUCAGAACUUGCCUAAGAUCUGCAAAAUCCCUGUUGGGUCGUGCCAGUUUAAGGCGUCUCCUUACUAA
Molecule: messenger RNA, 504 nt
Organism: Arabis nemorensis
Lineage: Eukaryota; Viridiplantae; Streptophyta; Magnoliopsida; Brassicales; Brassicaceae
Source: the annotation of a GenBank genome assembly